This is a messenger RNA of Symbiodinium natans, 624 nucleotides long. The record is from the annotation of a GenBank genome assembly. Lineage: Eukaryota; Dinophyceae; Suessiales; Symbiodiniaceae.
AUGACCGCCGCUGUUCUGUUGGCGGGGUACGACGAGGACUCUCAAGCAGCUGCCACUCUGGCUGCAGCGCGAAUUCUCGACCAAGCUUCCAGCGAAGCAAACGCAACUGCCCGCAUCUCGCAGCUGGCGCAGACUGGCAGGCCUCAACAGGCCGCACAGAUCCUGCUCGAGGAGCUGGCCGCCAGCCGUGCGAUCGAGCCCUCCGCCUUUGACACACUCAUCGCUGCCUUUGCUACCCAGGGCUGCGCAGAGGAAGCCACUGAAUGGUUCCAUCGAAUGGCUGCAUGUGGUUGCAAGCAAGGAGUCAAGGCCUGCUCCGCCCUGGUCACUGCCUGGACUGUGCGCAGGGACGCUGCGAAAGCUGCAGAGGUGCUCCAAGAGCUGGAAGAGCAUGGCAAGGAUUUGGACCAAUACGCCUACACAAGCGUAAUCAGCGCCUUCGCGGACAAAGCGAACACUACCGCCGCCAAAGACUGGUUCGAUGGUAUGGCUCGCAAAGGCUUCACGCCUGAUGUGGCCGCUGCAAAUGCAGUGCUGAAGUCCUUGGUGCAGACGAACCUUAGUGCCGCGCAAAGCUGGCUCCAAUCCAUGCCGCAGCAAGAGCUGUCCCCGAGUCUGAGCUGA